Aspergillus aculeatus ATCC 16872 is the source of this 1392-nucleotide messenger RNA. RefSeq lists its product as uncharacterized. The record is from RefSeq and is a predicted model, not a curated record. The coding region runs from base 1 to 1392 and encodes 463 amino acids. NCBI's taxonomy places the organism in Eukaryota, Fungi, Ascomycota, Eurotiomycetes, Eurotiales, Aspergillaceae. The transcript has 4 exons.
AUGCGCCGCGCCGUCUGCGAGAUCUCUUCGGCCCGCGCCCGUUUAGACUUGGCCAGCUUCCGGCGAUGGGCGAGAUCCUUGGUCAGGAAUUUGAAAUACCCCCGAUACGUGAGGAGGAGCUCCCUGGCUUCAAUCCUCCGACAUGACCGUACCCAACCCCCCAACCGAUACGAUGUCCUCGUAAUCGGAGGGAGCAACGCCGCCCUGGUGGCCGCCCUCUCCGCCCACCAAGCCGGAGCACGAGUCGCCAUCUUCGAGGCGGCCUUGCAGGCCGCGCGCGGGGGCAACAGUCGCUUCUCCAAAGGGCAGUGCGACCGCGCCCAGCUGGCCGUCAUGCUGUCUGGCGCCUUCGAGACGGUGACCUGGAUGUCCCAGACCCUGGGGGUCAAGUGGCAGCUGCCGCUGGGCAAGUUCUUCGACCGUGAGAAGAUCAUCCGCGCGCAGGCGACGGUGGACAUGCCGCCGUGGGACACAAUCAUGGCGAUUGGCGAGGGAAUGGGGCUCAUGGCCGACCUGUGGGCCGCCGUGGAGCAACGCCCCGAGAUCACCGUCUUCCACUCCGCGCCUGUGGCGGAUCUAAUCGCCGAGGGGGACACCAUCCGGGGCCUCCGCGUGCGCCACCGCGAGACCACCGCGGAGUAUUUCGGGCAGGUCAUCCUGGGCUGCGGCGGGUUUGAGGCGUCCGCCCGGCUGCGCCGGCAGUACCUGGGCGAAGGGUGGGAUCCUGUCUCGCUGCGGGGCGGUCGCUUCAACACGGGGAGGAUGAUGGAGAAGGCCGUGGCGGCCGGGAUGCUCGACCCCUCGGACCGCGACAAGAUGAGCCGCUACAGCUUCCCCUACUCCGUGUUAGUCAACACCGAGGGCCGUCGCUUCCUCGACGAAGGGGAGGACCAUUUCAGCCUGACCUACGCGAAGACCGGCGCCGCCAUCGUCCGCCAGCCCCAGGCCACCGCCUUCCAGGUCUUCGAUCAGAAGACCCUUCACCUGCUCGAGCCGCGUUACGCGACCUCCAAGCCCAUCCACGCCGACACCCUGCCAGAAUUGGCGCAGAAGAUGGGGGUCGAUGCGACCAAUUUUGCGGAGACGAUUCGCCAGUACAACGCCGCCACGCCCCCGGAUGCGGUCAAGAAGUUCAAUGCUUUCACCCUCGAUCAUGUCUCUACAGGCACUGCGCUGGCCAUUCCGAAGAGUGACUGGGCUCUGCCCAUCAACCAGGGCCCGUUCGUGGCCUAUGGCGUCACGUGUGGCAUCACGUUCACCUACGGCGGGUUGCGCACGGAUGAUGCGGCGCACGUCUUGAAUGAGGAGGGGCUUGUCAUGCCGGGUCUCUGGGCGGUUGGAGAAAUUUCUGGGGGCUUCUUCGCCUUCAAUUAUCCGGGGGGCUCGGGUUGA